Oryzias latipes (Japanese medaka) is the source of this 619-nucleotide messenger RNA. RefSeq names its product ribosomal protein L23a (gene rpl23a). Gene Ontology annotation, molecular function: rRNA binding; structural constituent of ribosome. The record is from RefSeq and is a predicted model, not a curated record. Lineage: Eukaryota; Metazoa; Chordata; Actinopteri; Beloniformes; Adrianichthyidae. Gene Ontology annotation, biological process: translation. Gene Ontology annotation, cellular component: ribosome.
ACACUGGCUUGACGUCGGUCUCUCACAAGCUAUCGCGAUACUUCUUGAGCUCUCGCCCAUGUUUGAUACGCUGGGAAACCCCGUAUCCUCUUCCUUUUUCAACAUGGCACCGAAGGCGAAGAAGGAAGCAGUCCCGGCCAAGACUGAGGCCAAGUCAAAGGCCCUGAAGGCCAAAAAGGCCGUUCUUAAAGGUGUCCACAGCCACAAGAAGAAGAAGAUAAGGACUUCUCCUACCUUUCGUCGCCCCAAAACCCUUCGUCUCCGCAGACAACCCAAGUAUCCUCGCAAGAGUGCCCCUCGCAGGAACAAGUUGGACCAUUAUGCCAUCAUCAAGUUCCCCUUGACAACAGAGUCUGCUAUGAAGAAAAUUGAAGACAACAACACUCUUGUGUUCAUUGUGGACGUCAAGGCCAAUAAACACCAGAUCAAACACGCUGUCAAGAAGCUGUAUGAUAUUGAUGUUGCUAAAGUCAACACACUCAUCAGACCUGAUGGUGAGAAGAAGGCAUACGUUCGUCUCGCUCCAGAUUACGAUGCUUUAGAUGUUGCAAACAAGAUUGGCAUCAUCUAAACCGUGUCUGAAGAGACUUGUGGAAUAAUAAAUAUUUGUAUAAACAAA